Messenger RNA from Morus notabilis, 996 nucleotides. RefSeq lists its product as uncharacterized. The record is from RefSeq and is a predicted model, not a curated record. The transcript has 7 exons. Bases 1 to 996 code for a protein of 331 amino acids. Lineage: Eukaryota; Viridiplantae; Streptophyta; Magnoliopsida; Rosales; Moraceae.
AUGGAAUCCUUCAAGCUUAGCUUGCUCUUCUUUGUGCUUCUUCAUGCCUUUCUCUUGCUUCCCAAUUCGGUUCUCAGUAAUGACGAUGAGGACAAUCUCCUUCAAGGCCUCAACAGCUACAGGCAAUCACAAAGGCUACCACCUUUGGUCAAAAAUGGGAAAGCAGAAUGCCUUGCUGAUGAGAUUGCCGAUGAAAUGGAGGACCAGCCUUGCACGACUUUCGCCGCCGGCGCAAACAUAGCGCCCUCCACACAAACCCAGCUCACCAACUACCCCAAGCUCUUGAAAAAGUGCAAAAUUGACGCCAACACCACAUCAGACGGUGUGAUUCUCCCAGUUUGUGUGUCUAAUUUGGUCCCAACUCUUCUCCUGACCAACUACACACAUACUUCAUAUGCAAAGUAUUUGAACAAUACCAAGUACACAGGGGCUGGCCUUGGCUCUGAGGAUGAUUGGAUGGUGGUUGUUCUGAGCACUAGCACACCAACUGGAAGCUUUUCUGGUUCUCUUUCUUUGGUUUCCAUGAUGGGUUUUGGUCAUUACUUGGUUUGGGGAUUGUGGUCACUUAUUGAUCAAGUGAAGCCCAAUUUUUCUUUGAUUUCUGACUUGUACUACUUUAAGAGCUUUGAUCCCAUGAGCGAUCCCUUUGAUGACUGGGAGUGCAAAUUUGACGGAAUUCUUAGUGAUGGCUAUGACGAGGACAUUGGUAGUGACGAUGACGAAGUUACAGAAUCAAAAAUUAAAGAUUUCUUUGAUGACAAGGCUCUAGAGUUGAGGAAACUGCAAACACCCUUGUAUGACGAGUUCUACAACAGCUUGAACGCAGCUAUUCCAAGUCUUAACUUUUCUGAGAGACAGAGAAAGUGGAAAGAAGAACUCGAUCAAGAGCUUGAGAAAAAGCGAGAGAUGAUGCACCAAGGCCAAGCAAGUGUGGGAGUGAAAACAUCAUCACCUAAAGAUGAAGCCUUCAUAGGCAGAAAGCGAAUAUGCAAGUAG